Messenger RNA from Mesitornis unicolor (brown roatelo), 5343 nucleotides. RefSeq names its product low-density lipoprotein receptor-related protein 1B-like. Gene Ontology annotation, molecular function: protein binding. The record is from RefSeq and is a predicted model, not a curated record. The transcript is spliced from 33 exons. Lineage: Eukaryota; Metazoa; Chordata; Aves; Mesitornithiformes; Mesitornithidae. The annotation marks the transcript as partial.
GGAGAUGCAUUAGCAAAGCGUGGCUAUGUGAUGGCGAUAUUGAUUGUGAGGAUCAGUCUGAUGAGGAUAAUUGCGAGGGCUAUAUGUGUGGACCACCAAAAUACCCUUGUGCUAAUGAUACCUCCAUCUGCCUACAGCCUGAGAAGCUCUGCAAUGGGAGAAGAGAUUGUCCUGAUGGAUCUGAUGAAGGCGAUCUUUGUGAUGAAUGUUCACUUAACAAUGGUGGAUGCAGCCAUCAAUGCUCUGUGAUUCCUGGAGGAAGAAUUGUGUGCUCCUGCCCUGAGGGAUUCAGUCUGAGUGCAGACAACAAAACCUGUGAGAUUCUGGACUACUGUACCAAGCACCUUAAGUGUAGUCAAGUAUGUGAACAGCAUAAAAAUACCGUCAAGUGCUCGUGUUACGAAGGCUGGAAACUCAGUAAGGAUGGAGAAAAUUGCGUUAGUAUCGAUCCAUUUGAGGCUUUCAUAAUUUUUUCUAUUCGACAUGAGAUCAGAAAAAUUGAUCUUCACAAACGUGACUACAGCCUCUUAGUUCCUGGUUUAAGGAAUACAAUAGCACUUGAUUUUCAUUUCAGUCAGAGUUUACUGUACUGGACGGAUGUGGUUGAGGACAAAAUUUACAGAGGGAAGCUCUCUGAUACUGGAGGUGUUAGUGGCAUUGAGGUGGUAGUACAACAUGGCCUGGCCACACCUGAAGGUCUUACUGUAGAUUGGAUUGCAGGAAACAUAUACUGGAUAGACAGCAAUUUGGACCAGAUUGAAGUAGCAAAACUUGAUGGCACUUUGAGAACAACGUUAAUAGCAGGAGCUAUGGAACAUCCAAGGGCGAUUGCUUUGGAUCCCAGAUAUGGAAUUCUGUUUUGGACAGACUGGGAUGCAAAUUUUCCUCGUAUUGAAUCUGCUUCCAUGAGCGGAGCGGAAAGGAAGAUCAUAUAUAAAGAUAUGGAUACUGGAGCCUGGCCUAAUGGCCUUACUGUAGAUCACUUUGAAAAAAGAAUAGUAUGGACAGAUGCCAGAUCGGAUGCCAUUUAUUCUGCGUUAUAUGAUGGAACCAGCAUGAUAGAGAUUAUACGGGGUCAUGAGUAUCUGUCUCACCCUUUUGCUGUUUCUUUGUAUGGGAGUGAAGUAUACUGGACAGAUUGGCGGACCAAUACGCUUGCAAAAGCCAAUAAAUGGACUGGCCAAAAUGUCAGUGUAAUACAAAAAACAAGUGCUCAACCAUUUGAUCUUCAGAUAUAUCAUCCAAGUCGUCAACCACAAGCUUCCAAUCCGUGCGCUGCUAAUGAGGGCAGAGGGCCGUGUUCUCACAUGUGUCUGAUCAAUCACAACAGAAGUGCUGCAUGUGCCUGUCCGCAUCUGAUGAAACUGUCUUUAGACAAGAAGACGUGUUACGAAAGGAAGAAAUUUCUUCUUUAUGCCAGACGUUCAGAAAUAAGAGGAGUGGACAUAGAAAACCCGUACUUCAACUUCAUCACAGCCUUCACUGUUCCUGACAUUGACGAUGUGACCGUCAUAGAUUUUGAUGCUGUUGAGGAACGCCUAUACUGGACUGAUGUGAAAACACAGACCAUCAAACGUGCCUUCAUUAAUGGGACUGGCUUAGAAACCAUUAUUUCAAGAGAUACUCAGAGUAUCAGAGGUCUUGCAGUGGAUUGGAUAUCACGUAAUUUAUAUUGGAUUAGCUCAGAAUUUGAUGAAACACAAAUUAAUGUGGCACAUUUAGAUGGUUCCUUGAAAACCUCAAUCAUCCAUGGAAUCGAUAAGCCCCAGUGUCUUGCAGUUCACCCAGUAAAAGGUAAGCUCUACUGGACAGAUGGAAACACAAUUAACAUGGCAAACAUGGAUGGCAGCAACAGCAAAAUACUCUUUCAAAAUCAAAAAGAUCCUGUUGGUUUAUCAAUAGAUUAUGGGGAGAACAAACUUUAUUGGAUCAGUUCAGGAAAUGGAACCAUAAACAGAUGCAGCUUGGAUGGUGGUAAUCUUGAAAUCAUAGAAUCAAUGAAAGAAGACUUGACAAAAGCCACAGCUUUAACCAUUAUGGAUAAAAAGCUUUGGUGGGCAGACCAGAACUUAGCUCAGAUCGGUACCUGUAAUAAAAAAGAUGGAAGAAACCCCACUGUCCUGCGAAACAAAACUUCAGGUGUUGUCCAUAUGAAAGUGUACGAUAAAGCAGCACAGCAAGGUGGCAAUUCCUGUCAGUUAAACAAUGGUGGAUGCUCCCAGCUUUGUUUACCAACAUCAGAAACCACCAGGACUUGUGUGUGUACAGUAGGCUACAACCUUCAAAAAAACCGCAUGGCAUGCAAAGGUAUUGAAUCAUUCCUUAUGUAUUCUGUCCAUGAAGGAAUUAGAGGAAUUCCUCUUGAUCCAAAUGAUAAAAUGGAUGCUUUAAUGCCGAUAUCUGGAACAUCAUUUGCUGUGGGCAUAGACUUCCACGCAGGAAAUGAUACAAUCUAUUGGACAGACAUGGGUUUCAACAAGAUUAGCAGAUCUAAACGAGACCAAACAUGGAAAGAAGACAUUGUUACAAAUGGUUUGGGAAGAGUUGAAGGCAUUGCAGUGGACUGGAUAGCAGGUAACAUAUAUUGGACGGAUCAUGGCUUCAACUUAAUAGAAGUUGCCAGGCUCAACGGCUCAUUCCGAUAUGUAAUUAUAUCCCAGGGUUUGGACCAGCCAAGAUCUAUUGCGGUACACCCAGAAAAAGGGUAUUUAUUUUGGACAGAGUGGGGACAAACUCCUUGCAUAGGCAAGGCACAUUUAGACGGCUCUGAGAAGGUCGUGCUUGUGAGCCUGGGAAUUGCGUGGCCUAAUGGAAUUUCCAUUGACUACGAGGAAAAUAAAUUAUAUUGGUGUGAUGCUCGUACCGACAAGAUAGAAAGAAUUGACCUUGAGAGUGGAGGGAAUCGGGAGAUUGUGCUGUCAGGGAGCAAUGUGGAUAUGUUUUCAGUCGCGGUGUUUGGCGCUUACAUCUACUGGUCUGACAGAGCACAUGCAAAUGGCUCUAUUAGAAGAGGCCACAAGAAUGAGGCCACGGAUGCUGUGACCAUGAGGACUGGCCUUGGAAUAAACCUGAAGGAAGUGAAAGUCUUUAAUAGAGCACGAGAGAAAGGUACUAAUGUUUGUGCCAAGAAUAACGGUGGAUGUCAUCAACUUUGCCUUUAUCGGGGAAAUGCGCGGAGAACGUGUGCUUGUGCACAUGGCUAUCUUGCAGAAGAUGGAAUCACUUGCCUGAGACAUGAAGGUUACUUGUUAUACUCAGGAAGGACAAUAUUAAAAAGUAUACAUCUUUCAGAUGAAACCAACUUAAAUUCACCAGUAAGACCAUAUGAAAAUCCAGAGUACUUCAAAAAUGUGAUAGCUCUGGCUUUUGACUACAGUCUGAAAGGAAGAGGUACAAAUCGCAUAUUCUUCAGCGAUGCACACUUUGGAAAUAUACAAGUUAUUAAAGACAACUGGGCUGGCAGAAAAGUGCUGAUUGAAAAUGUUGGGUCGGUGGAAGGACUUGCUUAUCAUAGAGCUUGGGACACUCUCUACUGGACCAGCUCAACCACAUCCUCCAUCACCAGGCACACUGUUGACCAGAGGCGUCGAGGAGCUUUCAACCGGGAAGCAGUAAUAACAAUGUCUGAAGAUGAUCACCCACACGUGUUAGCUCUAGACGAAUGUCAAAACCUAAUGUUUUGGACUAACUGGAAUGAGCAGCUCCCAAGCAUCAUGAGAUCUACCCUCUCAGGCAAAAAUGCACAGGUUAUCGUUAGCACAGAUAUUCUGACACCAAAUGGACUUACCAUUGAUCAUAGGGCGGAGAAACUUUACUUUUCAGAUGGCAGCUUGGGAAAAAUUGAGAGGUGUGAAUAUGACGGAUCACAAAGAUACGUGAUUGUCAAAUCGGGACCAGGCACCUUUCUCAGCCUGGCUGUGUACGAUGAUUAUAUCUUCUGGUCAGAUGGAGUGAGGAGAGCUAUUCUGCGUUCCAGUAAAUACACAGGAGGAGAUACAAAAGUUCUUCGUUCUGAUAUCCCGCAUCAGCCAAUGGGCAUUAUUGCUGUUGCCAAUGAUACUAACAGCUGUGAGUUAUCUCCUUGCGCACAAAUGAAUGGAGGUUGUCAUGAUUUAUGCCUUCUGACUCCUGACGGACGAGUGAACUGUUCGUGUCGAGGCGACAGAAUACUGAUAGAUGAUAACAGAUGUGUGACUAAAAAUUCUACUUGCAACAUUUAUUCUGAGUUUGAAUGUGGAAAUGGUGAAUGCAUUGAUUAUCAGCUGACUUGUGAUGGCAUUGCUCAUUGUAAGGACAAGUCUGAUGAGAAACUUUUCUACUGUGAAAAUAGAGGCUGUCGGAAGGGUUUCAAACCAUGUUCUAAUCGUCGCUGUGUUUCAAGUGACAAAGUAUGUGAUGGUAUAAAUGACUGUGGUGACAACUCUGAUGAAUUUGACUGCAAAGAUUCAACGUGUGCCUCGACGGAAUUCCAUUGUGCAGAUGGGAAUUGCAUUGGAAAAUCAGCACAGUGCAACCAGAUCAUUGAUUGUGCAGAUGCUUCAGAUGAAAAGAACUGUAAUAAUACAAACUGUGCUUACUUCUAUAAGCUUGGAAUAAAAUCUUCAGGAUUUAUUAGCUGUAAUUCGACUUCGCUUUGUAUACUGCCAGAAUGGAUCUGUGAUGGAUCUAAUGACUGUGGAGAUUAUACAGACGAACUAAAAUGCCCAGUUCAAAACAAACCCACAUGUGAAGAAAAUUAUUUUGGUUGUCCUAGUGGAAGAUGUAUUCUGACCACCUGGCUUUGCGAUGGGCAGAAAGACUGUGAGGAUGGAGUAGAUGAAUUGCACUGUGAUUCAUCUUGUUCAUGGAAUCAGUUUGCUUGCUCUGUGAACAAAUGCAUCUCAAAGCAAUGGACCUGUGAUGGUGAGGAUGACUGCGGGGAUGGUUUAGAUGAGAGUGAUGCUAUCUGUGGCUCAGUGACCUGUGCAGCAGAUACAUUCAGUUGCUUAGGCUCCCAUGCCUGUGUUCCCAAACAUUGGCUUUGUGAUGGUGAAAGAGACUGUCCCAACGGCAGUGAUGAACUGUCUACGGCCGGCUGUGCUCCUAAUAAUACAUGUGACGAGAAUGCUUUCAUGUGCCAUAACAAAGUCUGCAUUCCCAAGCAGUUUGUAUGUGACCAUGAUGAUGACUGUGGAGAUGGAUCAGAUGAAUCUCUGGAAUGUGGGUAUCGGCACUGUCGGCCUGGAGAGUUCACUUGUGCUGAUGGAAGGUGCCUGUUAAAUUCCCAGUGGCAAUGUGACGGUGAUUUUGACUGCCCAGACCAUUCGGAUGAAGCACCUAUAAACAUAAAAUGCAAAAGUUCAG